AGCAAGAUCGCACAAAAGCCGCAGACGGAUGUAGGAGUAUUUGUACAUAUACUGUGGAGUCGGUAACGUGGAAACAAGAAGUCGCCAGCAAUGCUAGUGAAAUUACAUCGAAAUUUUGGGAAAAGAGUAUCGUUUCACGUUCGCGUUGGUUCUUUUCGAUUGGCAACCAUAGGAAAACAACUGUGUUCGAUGGCUCAGUGUGAUAACGCAGAGGAACGAAAGAUUAACGUCGAUGGAUGGAAUAUCAAUUACCUGAGAGUUGGAACUGGCGAACAUCCGGUUUUGCUUCUACCGGGUGCCGUAGGCUCGAUUUGGACAAACUUCAAACCUCAAGUAGAGGGCCUGGACAAAGGAAAGUUUACUAUAGUGGCAUGGGACCCGCCAGGCUACGGAAAAUCCAGGCCACCCGAUCGAACAUUUCCCGAUGAUUUUUUCCACCGUGACGCCACUUGUGCGCGCAAUUUAAUGAAAUGUUUAGGUUUCACGAAAUUCUCAUUGGUAGGAUGGAGCGACGGCGGUAUUACAUCUUUGAUACUCGCUGCAAAGUAUCCCGAUAACGUUCGAAAAAUGGUAUCCGUUGCCGCGAAUGCCUACGUAACACCGGAAGAAGCAGCCACCUACAAACAAUACCAAAACAUCGACACAUGGUCGCAACCAAUGCGAGAGCCUAUGGUAGCGCUUUACGGGGAGGAAUACUUCCGUACGAUGUGGUUCAAUUGGGUGGACACUCUUGUAAGAAUAGCCGAGAAAAAUAAUGGCGAUUUAUGCAAAACGCUUCUACCGCAAAUUCAAUGUCCUACUUUGAUCGUACAAGGAUCGAAGGACGUGAUGGUGGCGGCCGAACAUCCGAUUUACUUGAAAGACCAUAUUCCUGGAGCAAAAUUGGAAAUGAUGGAGAAAGGGGCGCAUAAUUUGCAUUUACGAUAUCCCGAAGAAUUCAACGCUCUCGUCACUAAAUUCUUAACCGAAUAAUCGCUCUCAUCUUUCGUACGCUUAUCAAUCGAACAGUGUUAUUAUUAUCAUGUCCGACUUUUUAUUUUCAUACUUUUUGUAUAAGGUGUUGAAGCAACAAGUGUUUUUCUGCUGUAACAACUUGUAUCUCUCUGAGCGUUAAUCCCUAUUAUGUACCAGUUACAGUUGCUAGAAAAAGCAUCCUUAUUAAGCGGUGGAACAGCACAGAGGACAGACGUGGGAUAACCGGCGCGGCGCAGAAAUCAAGCGAGAGAAAGGAGCCGUGAAACGAUCGUGGGCGACGAAGGUUUCCCGUAGGCUUACCUACACGCUUCUCUCGACACUUCCAAAAUCGUGUCUGCUUUUUCAGUUUCGAAAAUGCAAUCGCGUUGUCGUACGAUAUAAAGACGAAAACGUGUACGCAAGAAAGUGUAAGAGGUAAAAAAACAAGUGGCAACCACCAACUAUAUUGUACACGUCAAGGACCGCCCAUCCGAAAUAUCCGCAAUGCGCUUCGGACGAGAAUCGAUCCUGUUCCUCGUUUCGGUCACGCCCCCGAAAGAUCCAUUUACCAGGAA
Messenger RNA from Habropoda laboriosa, 1529 nucleotides. RefSeq names its product valacyclovir hydrolase. Bases 91 to 972 code for a protein of 293 amino acids. The transcript has 5 exons. Lineage: Eukaryota; Metazoa; Arthropoda; Insecta; Hymenoptera; Apidae. The record is from RefSeq and is a predicted model, not a curated record.